Alnus glutinosa is the source of this 2385-nucleotide messenger RNA. RefSeq lists its product as uncharacterized. The transcript has 2 exons. Bases 1 to 2385 code for a protein of 794 amino acids. NCBI's taxonomy places the organism in Eukaryota, Viridiplantae, Streptophyta, Magnoliopsida, Fagales, Betulaceae. The record is from RefSeq and is a predicted model, not a curated record.
AUGGCCAUUGGAAUUGAGAAAGUACAGAGGAAGGAGACAGCAAAGAAUACAAUAGGUCAAUCGGACACUCUCACCCAUAGCAGGACUUACGUCACCGGCCGGAAUCAGCAUCAACAGUUUGGCGCCGUCUGUGGGAAUCCGCUCUUUGCUCUGGAAAAGCUUGCUUGCGAAUUCGGAAUGGUGACCACAAGGUCGGAAGCAUUGAGGGGCCCGUGGGGGGACCGGAUGAGAGAGCGCCCAGAGAGGGGAGAGUCUUCCUCAAGGCCGUCUCCCACAGUGGAGAUCCUCAAUGAGAGAAUAGCUCAGAUGGAAAAGGAGAUGUACGAGUUGGAAAGGAAGAAUGCCGAAUUGCAACAACACCAGGGGGAAGACUCAAACUCGGCAACCCCACAGCCUGUCGGGGAAGAAGACCAGGAUGAGGAAAUACGACCGAGCAGUCAGGGAGGACGGAAGGAAAGAAGGAAGAACCAUAAUGCCGUGGAUCAAAAACCUCGGAAGAACAGGACGUCGAAAAGGAUGGAUAAAAAGCUCAGGGAGAUCAUUGAGAAGCUGGAGCAGAGGUGUGACCUGCUGACAGAAGUGGCGCAGCACCAGCAUAGCGGGACCACAUCUAGAGCUGGAGAUCUGCUCCAGAAGUCGGCUUCCCUUUUUGCUAACCGAGUGGCCUCGUUCCACCUCCCCGAGAAGUUUAAAGUCCCCGACAUCAAGACCUACACCGGGCAGGAGGACCCGGUGGAGCAUUUGGACAACUACCGCGCUCACCUCGAGCUGCAGGGGACCCCGGAUGAGGUGGCGUGCCGCGCCUUCCCGUUGACCUUGUCGGGAAAUGCCAGGGAUUGGUAUAGAAGGCUUCCCCCGAAGUCCAUACAAAGCUUUGACGAGUUCGGAAAAAUGUUUGUAACUCAAUUUAUGGCGGGAGUUGUAAGAAAGAAGCCGGCAGGCACCUUGAUGUCAAUACAACAGGGGCGAGAUGAGUCCCUUAAGGAGUUCCUCCAGCGCUUCAACCAGGCAAGGCUAACCACCGAGAGCCUCACCGAAGAGUUCGUGCAUUCGGCACUCUAUCAAGGGAUCAGGAAAGAUGGGCCGCUGAUGGCUGACCUCGCUCGGAAGCCGACUCGUUAUUUGCACGAGUUCAUGGAGAGGGCAGAGGAGUUCAUUAACCAAGAAGAGACUCUUCGAGAGUUGCUCGGGAAAACAACCGGCCAAACCUCUAAUCAGGGGGACAAGUCGAAGAAGAAGAAGGAAUUCCACAAGAAGCAGGAGGUAUUGGAACCCGGGGUCAAGAAGAAAUUCCAGGAUUACAACUGGACUCCCCUCAACGCGCCCAUCGAAGAGGUCCUAGCGGCGAUUAAAGUGGAUCCCAUGUACGAGAAACCUGCGGAGAUAGUUGGAACCCCCCACCCGAGGACCGCUGACCACUAUUGCGCUUUCCACGAGUCGAAGGGGCAUAGCACAGAGAAUUGCAGGUCCUUGCGGGCCUUAAUUGAGAAGUUUAUCCGGAACGGGAAGCUAGUCCGUUUCUUGGCGGGUCAACGGGGUCCGCCGGGGUUUGAUCGGAACCCCCAGCCCGAGGAACGAAGGAACCAGCCGCAGAGAUAUCGGGAGGAGCCCAGGGAAAGGGUGGAGCGCCCCCGGGACCGUGAUAGAGAGCCUAACUACCGACCGGCCGACCGAGACAGGCGAGAGAGAAGCAGGAGCCAAGCGCGACUGCCUGGUCGGGAAAACCUCCUCGAGAUUCAUACGAUAUCGGGCGGUUUCGGAGGAGGAGGUGACUCAAGUGCCGCGCGUAAGGCUUAUGCGAGGCACCUGAAAGAGUUCGAAAUAUACUCGGUCCAGAGACCACCGAAAAUGAGGAAGUAUGAGGACUUACUCAUUGGUUUCUCGAAUGAGGACUUUGUUGGGGUCUCGCUCCCCCACUCGGACGCUCUGGUGGUGACUUUGGCCAUUGCAAAUCAUAAGAUACACAGGGUCCUUGUCGACACCGGAAGUUCCGCCGACAUAAUAUAUAAGUCAGCCUUCGAGCUGAUGAGCAUAGGACAAGGGAGGUUGGUCCCGGUGAAGGGUCCCUUGGUCGGUUUUUCCGGAGAGCAGGUCCUCCCGAUCGGGUCUAUCGACCUACCGGUCAUGGCAGGAACUAGCCCCCAGGAGAAAACGGUUAUGGUAAAAUUCUUAGUGGUGGAAGGGCGGUCGGCUUAUAACGUUAUCCUGGGGAGGCUAGCCUUGAAUGAUUUGGGGGCCGUAACUUCAACACCCCAUCUGUGCAUGAAGUUCCCGACUAGCUCGGGAGUCGGUGUGGUUAGAGGAGACCAGAGGGCUUCCCGCAUGUGCUAUAUCACUACCUUGAAGGCCGGCCAUGCAGAAAGUACUGCGAAAGAGGAGAAAUAG